Molecule: messenger RNA, 840 nt
Organism: Rhagoletis zephyria (snowberry fruit fly)
Lineage: Eukaryota; Metazoa; Arthropoda; Insecta; Diptera; Tephritidae
Product: peroxisomal (S)-2-hydroxy-acid oxidase GLO5-like
Biological process (GO): aerobic respiration
Cellular component (GO): plasma membrane
Molecular function (GO): L-lactate dehydrogenase (NAD+) activity
Source: RefSeq, a predicted model, not a curated record
AUGCGUGAUGUCAGCCGAGUGAAUCCCGCCUCGCAGUUGUUAGGCCAACCGCUGCGCAUUCCCGUUGUGUUAGCGCCAAUAGGUUCGCUGACCUUAUUCGAUAAAGAGGGCGGGCUGGCACCAGCCAACGUGGCGCGUGACUUUGGCAUCACGCAUAUACUAAGCGGUUAUGCCGAGCCCGGUUAUCAGAUUGUGGGAAAUAUCCUGCACGAUCAGCUGAUCUACGCGCUUCAUCCACGGCCGGGUUUGCCGCCAUUGGCUGAACUGGCAAAAUCAGUUGCAGAUGCGGGAUUCAAAGCCAUCGCUAUUGUCAGCGAGACGGUGUUUUACACUCGUCGCGAGCGCGAUUUGAUGAGCAAGGUGAAGACGGCGUUUCGCGUUGAACAGACUUAUUCAUCCCUGUUAAGGGAAUCGCGCGAGCUGCCACAGGAACAACAAUGUGCGUUGGAUGGACUGGCGGGUGCACGCAUGAACUGGUCGAUGAUUAACGAACUAAAAACCUAUUCCGGGUUAAAAAUCAUUGUUAAGGGCAUCAUGUCGCCUCAGGAUGCGCAACUAGCAGUCGAACACGGUGCCGAUGCGAUCUAUGUUUCGAACCACGGUGGACGUGCGCUGGAUCAUGCGCCCGCAACUCUGCAAAUGCUGCCGUCAAUUGUGGCUGCGGUGGGUGGCAAGAUUGAAAUCAUCGUUGAUGGCGGUUUUGUGCGCGGAACGGAUAUUAUUAAGGCAAUCGCGCUGGGUGCAACGGCGGUGGGAAUAGGGAAGCUACAGGCUUGGGCGCUCGCGGCAGGCGGACGCGCGGGUCUCUAUAGAUUACUUGAACUGCUCGAAGAGGAGAUG